This is a messenger RNA of Benincasa hispida (wax gourd), 3128 nucleotides long. Its product is annotated as chaperone protein ClpB1. Gene Ontology annotation, molecular function: ATP binding; ATP hydrolysis activity. The record is from RefSeq and is a predicted model, not a curated record. Gene Ontology annotation, cellular component: cytoplasm. NCBI's taxonomy places the organism in Eukaryota, Viridiplantae, Streptophyta, Magnoliopsida, Cucurbitales, Cucurbitaceae. Gene Ontology annotation, biological process: cellular response to heat.
UUUUCAUUCCAUAAGAACACGAUGCCUCCAUCGUUUUUCUCCAGUCUUGUUCUAUUUCUCUGCACAAACAAUCUAACGCAAAUUUUCGAUAAUCGAAAUCGGAUUUCUCUUUCAUAGCAAAGGGUUUCUUUCGAAUCAAGUCUGAGACUAUUACUGCAAGGGCGCAUUUCUGUUCUUUCUGAUCGAAGCAGAGUUUCUGUUCUUUGAAUAAUAAGAUUUUUUUGGUGGAUAUGAAUCCUGAUAAAUUCACCCACAAGACUAAUGAGGCACUAGCCGGAGCUCAUGAAUUGGCAUUGAAUUCCGGCCAUGCUCAAUUGACACCGCUUCAUUUGGCGGUUGCUUUGAUAUCUGAUCCGAGUGGGAUUUUGAGCCAAGCGAUUGCUAGUUCCGGCGGUGACAAUGCCCAUAAAGAAGUGGAGACGGUUUUCAAGCGGGCAUUGAAGAAGCUCCCAUCUCAAUCCCCUGCACCCGAUGAAGUCCCGGCAAGUACGACUCUGAUUAAGGUGAUUCGAAGAGCACAAGCUGCGCAAAAAUCGCGAGGGGACACACAUUUAGCCGUCGAUCAAUUGGUUCUUGGCCUUCUUGAGGAUUCCCAGAUUGUGGAUUUGCUUAAAGAAGCUGGUGUCACCACCGCGAAAGUUAAAUCUGAGGUCGAGAAACUCCGUGGGAAAGAAGGGAGGAAAGUGGAGAGUGCAUCUGGCGACACAACUUUUCAGGCACUCAAAACUUACGGGCGAGACCUGGUAGAACAAGCUGGGAAACUCGACCCAGUUAUCGGCCGUGACGAGGAAAUUCGUAGAGUGGUGAGGAUUUUAUCAAGAAGAACUAAGAACAACCCAGUUCUUAUUGGGGAGCCUGGUGUUGGUAAAACUGCAGUGGUUGAAGGAUUAGCCCAGAGAAUUGUAAGAGGAGACGUCCCAAGUAAUCUUGCUGAUGUGAGGCUCAUAGCUUUGGAUAUGGGUGCUCUAGUUGCAGGGGCUAAGUACAGGGGAGAGUUUGAAGAGAGAUUGAAGGCAGUAUUGAAGGAAGUUGAAGAUGCAGAAGGGAAAGUCAUAUUGUUUAUAGAUGAGAUUCAUCUUGUUCUUGGUGCUGGAAGAACAGAGGGAUCUAUGGAUGCUGCCAAUCUUUUCAAGCCAAUGCUGGCUAGGGGGCAGCUACGUUGCAUUGGGGCAACUACUCUUGAAGAGUACAGGAAGUAUGUAGAGAAGGAUGCAGCAUUUGAGAGGAGAUUUCAACAAGUUUAUGUGGCUGAACCGAGUGUUCCCGACACUAUCAGCAUUCUUCGAGGAUUGAAAGAGAGAUAUGAAGGUCACCAUGGUGUUAGGAUACAAGAUCGAGCUCUCGUCGUUGCAGCGCAGCUCUCGAGUCGAUAUAUCACUGGGCGACACCUUCCUGAUAAGGCAAUUGAUUUAGUUGAUGAAGCUUGUGCAAAUGUGAGGGUCCAGCUUGAUAGUCAGCCUGAAGAAAUUGACAAUCUGGAGAGGAAGCGAAUGCAGCUUGAAGUUGAACUUCAUGCUCUUGAAAAGGAGAAGGAUAAAGCUAGUAAAGCUCGUCUUGUUGAAGUGAGGAGAGAGCUUGAUGAUUUGAGGGAUAAGCUUCAACCUUUGUUGAUGAAAUAUCGCAAGGAGAAAGAAAGGAUUGAUGAGAUUAGAAGACUUAAACAAAGGAGAGAGGAACUACAAAUAGCCUUGCAAGAGGCUGAAAGGAGAUAUGAUUUGGCAAGAGCUGCUGAUUUGCGAUAUGGAGCAAUCCAAGAAGUAGAAUCUGCAAUAGCACGGAUUGAAGGGAACACUGAUGAGAACCUAAUGUUAACCGAAACUGUUGGUCCGGAACAAGUAGCAGAAGUUGUGAGCCGCUGGACUGGAAUACCUGUCACGAGGCUUGGCCAGAAUGAUAAAGAGAGGCUGGUUGGGCUUGCUGAUAGAUUGCACAAGAGAGUUGUGGGGCAGAAUCAAGCUGUGGAUGCUGUUGCCGAAGCUGUUUUACGAUCAAGAGCUGGAUUAGGAAGACCUCAACAGCCAACUGGAUCUUUCUUGUUUCUGGGUCCAACUGGUGUCGGCAAAACUGAGCUUGCAAAGGCACUCGCAGAGCAACUUUUCGAUGAUGAAAACCUUCUGGUGAGGAUUGACAUGUCUGAAUAUAUGGAACAACACUCAGUUUCACGCCUCAUUGGUGCUCCUCCUGGGUAUGUUGGACAUGAGGAAGGAGGCCAACUCACAGAGGCAGUAAGGCGGAGGCCUUACAGUGUUGUUCUGUUUGAUGAAGUGGAGAAAGCUCACAUCUCUGUCUUCAACACUCUUCUCCAAGUUUUAGAUGAUGGAAGAUUGACCGAUGGUCAAGGCCGCACUGUAGAUUUCAGAAACACAGUCAUUAUCAUGACUUCUAAUCUUGGAGCUGAACAUCUCCUUUCUGGACUGAUGGGCAAGUGCACAAUGCAAGUUGCUCGUGAUCGAGUCAUGCAAGAGGUGCGGAAACACUUUAGGCCAGAGCUGCUAAAUCGUCUGGACGAAAUUGUUGUAUUUGAUCCGCUCUCACAUGACCAGCUGAGGAAAGUUGCUAGGCUGCAAAUGAAAGAUGUUGCAGGUCGCCUGGCUGAGAGAGGCGUUGCCUUGGCCGUGACUGAUGCAGCUCUUGAUUAUGUCUUAGCAGAGAGCUACGAUCCAGUCUAUGGCGCAAGACCCAUAAGAAGAUGGCUCGAGAAGAGGGUGGUGACGGAGCUGUCCAGAAUGUUGAUCAAAGAAGAAAUCGAUGAAAAUUCCACUGUGUACAUUGAUGCAGCGGCUGAUGGGAAUAGCUUGGCGUACAGAGUGGAGAAGAACGGUGGUUUUGUUGAUGCAGCGACUGGUAAAAAGUCUGAUGUUUUGAUUCAAAUCAACAAUGUCCCAAGAAGUGAUGCUGCUCAGACCGUGAAGAAGAUGAAGAUUGAAGAAAUCGAUGAAGAUGAAAUGGAAGAGUGAAAGGGUCAUAAAAUUUUCUAGGAUUUGUUUAUUUUGUGAGUUUGAUAACUUCUUCGUGAAUGGUUUGUCAUCUAAAUCUGUGUUUUCUGUGUUUCGAUAGACUAACAAAUGUACUUAAUGUCUGGAAAGUUGUUCAAGUAAAUAAGAAGGUUAAUCUUUUUCUUCUUUUAU